AUGCUAAUAAAGCUUUUUCGUUACCAGGAGCGCCUCGGCGGGGGCGGGCUGGGGCUCAGCGGCGGAGGGUUCCGCGGCGCACAGCCCUCGCUCGCCGACUUCCAGCCGCCGUACUUCCCGCCGCCCUUCGCGCCAUCCGCACACCCUGCCAGCCCACAUCACCAACAACAGAACCAUGGCAUGGAAUACAGCGGAGGUGGGGGCGGCGGUCCAGAGUAUGCCCAGCACUACGCCCCCCAACAGUUGUUACCUCGACACCAUGGCCACCAUGAGCCUCAUGCGCAUUUACGCCAUCAUCGUGACCACCAUGACGCCAUACAUUCACAUCAUUUAUCACACGGUGGUUUCAGUUACGGCGGCGACAGGCGCGCAGAGUACGGGGCGAGAGAACAACACGAGCUCGCGUUACAUCACGCGUUACAUUCAACAGAUGAAACACAGAAUGCAGCAAUGGACGACACGACUGGUUUCAUGACAGAUCUACCAUUAUUAAAAACAAUGAAAGGUCGGGACGGUCUAGGCGGUACGGGAACGUGUGCGCCAAACGACGUGUUCUGCUCAGUACCGGGGAGAUUGUCCCUCUUGUCGUCCACUAGCAAGUAUAAAGUAACUGUGGCAGAAGUGCAGAGAAGACUAUCACCGCCAGAAUGCUUGAAUGCUUCUUUAUUAGGAGGUGUAUUAAGGAGG
Molecule: messenger RNA, 687 nt
Organism: Brenthis ino (lesser marbled fritillary)
Lineage: Eukaryota; Metazoa; Arthropoda; Insecta; Lepidoptera; Nymphalidae
Source: the annotation of a GenBank genome assembly